Penicillium soppii is the source of this 2196-nucleotide messenger RNA. RefSeq names its product anoctamin family protein. Gene Ontology annotation, biological process: chloride transmembrane transport. Gene Ontology annotation, cellular component: cortical endoplasmic reticulum. Bases 1 to 2196 code for a protein of 731 amino acids. The transcript is spliced from 5 exons. The record is from RefSeq and is a predicted model, not a curated record. Gene Ontology annotation, molecular function: chloride channel activity. NCBI's taxonomy places the organism in Eukaryota, Fungi, Ascomycota, Eurotiomycetes, Eurotiales, Aspergillaceae.
AUGGCAGAACAAGAACCCCCUCAGGAGUGUAAUCUCCAUGUGGACUAUGUGAUCCGCUACAGUUUUGGAGAUGUUGACCAAUCGCAGGCGAUUGCACAGCUCGAGAAGCUGCUCCAAACCCUUGCCCAGGUCGGUCUCCAGGCGGAAGUUCGUCAGGGUGACGAAUUGUCUCUUCUUGUCUUCGUGCGAGCUUCUGAAAAGCGCUUAAAGCAUGCCGUCUACCGAUCGCGUGUGCGCGAUUGGCUCUAUGGCAUCCGAAAUGCUGAGCCUACUUUUUCCAGCUCUACCGAGACGCACACGGAGGCCGAGCGCUUGCGUGUCGUUCAUCAGAUGAUCACUCAGCCCAAGGAAGAGGGCGGCGCCGAAAUUACCCCCAACCACGGCGAUUGGAAGAAUGUCACCGCUAUAUUCCCCUUGCACGAUAUCGAAACAAACAAAAAGUGGAUGCGUGAUUGGAGCAAGAAGACCUUCCUCUCCGAAGACGACUUGGAUCAGAUCAGGAACAAAUUUGGUGAAAGCGUUGGAUUCUACUUUUCGUUCCUGCAGUCAUACUUCCGAUUCUUGAUCUUCCCAGCUGUUUUUGGGUUCUCCUGCUGGUUCCUCCUUGGUGGUUUCUCGCUUAUCUAUACGGCUGUCAACUGUCUCUGGUGCAUUAUUUUUGUGGAGUACUGGAAGCGCCAGGAGGUCGAUCUCAGCUGCAGAUGGCAGACCAAGAAUGUCUCGGCUGUUCGAACCAAACGCCGCGAGUUCAAGCCUGAGAAGGAGGUCACCGAUGAAGGUACCGGUGAGAAGUGUGGCGUUUUCCCGGCCACCAAGCGUAUGCAAAGACAGCUUCUUCAGAUCCCCUUUGCUUUGCUUGCUGCCAUUGCUUUGGGUGCUAUUAUUGCGACGUGCUUUGCGAUUGAGAUCUUUAUCUCAGAGCUGUACAACGGCCCACUUAAGACGUACUUGAUCUUUAUUCCAACCAUUCUAGUCUCGGCGCUUGUUCCUACCAUGAGCGCCAUCUUGACAUCAAUCGCGACAAAGCUCAAUGACUACGAAAACCAUGAGACGCGCGAUGCGUACGAUGUCGCUCUGACCCAGAAAAUCUUCGUCAUCAACUUCAUCACUUCUUAUCUCCCGAUCUUCCUGACGGCCUUUGUAUACGUGCCAUUCGCGAGUCGGAUCGUGCCGUACCUCGAUGUGUUCCGCCUGACAGUCCGGCCUUUCGUGUCAAAGGAACAUGCCAUCGCAAAGCAAUCGCUCUUCCAGAUCGACCCUGCUCGUCUGCGAAACCAAGUAAUCUACUUUACUGUCACGGCCCAGAUCGUUGGCUUUGCCAUGGAGACUAUUGUGCCGUAUAUCAAGCAGCACGCAUUGCGCAAAUACAAAGAGUAUAACAAGGAGCGCAAUGGCAAGUUGGAUCGCAAUGGUGAUAAAGAAUCGCCCGAGAGACCGGUUGUUGUCUUUGACGACCCUGCCGAGGAAGUGCAGUUCCUCACUCGUGUUCGCAACGAGCUCGAGCUCUCCGAGUACGAUGUGACCGAUGAUCUGCGCGAGAUGUGUAUCCAAUUCGGAUACUUAGCCCUGUUCUCCCCUACCUGGCCUCUCGUCCCGCUCUCAUUCUUUGUAAACAACUGGAUUGAACUGCGCUCCGACUUCUUCAAGAUCUGCAUGGAAUUCCGUCGGCCUGUGCCUCUCCGCACUGACACCAUAGGACCUUGGCUGGAUAGCCUGGGUUUUCUUUCUUGGGUCGGUAGCAUCACCAGCGCUGCAUUGGUAUACAUGUUCAGCGGCAACGCACAGCACGGACCGAACGGUGAACCAACAGACAUUAAAGGUUGGGCUCUGCUUUUGACUAUCUUCUUCUCGGAGCACUUGUAUCUUAUUGUCCGGUAUGCUGUGCGGGCCGCGAUGGCUAGAGUUGAGCCGCCUAAUUCGCGUAAAGAGCGCGCCGAGCGGUAUCUCAUGCGUAAGCGCUACCUUGAGUCGACAAUCAGUGCGGAGACCGAUGAAGGCAAGGAUGAUGAUCUGUCUGAAUCGCCUAAGCUGUCGCGCGCCUCGCUUGAGGAUGAUGCUCGGAAUGCGUCCCUGCAAGGUGCUGACCCCGCUGCUCGGUUCUGGUUGCACCAGCGUAGCUGGACUGAGUCAGCUCAAGUUGGUGCCGGGAUUAUCCAGGCACAGCCUGUGAAGGGUGGUGUGAAGAAGCAGCAGUAG